Messenger RNA from Oikopleura dioica, 348 nucleotides. Lineage: Eukaryota; Metazoa; Chordata; Appendicularia; Copelata; Oikopleuridae. The record is from the annotation of a GenBank genome assembly.
AUGAAAAUCUUGAGCUUAUUGAUCGGAACUCUGCUCGGACAGGACAUGGGUCCUGAGCCCGCGCCGGAACCGACGAAGAAAACCAACAUCCUGUUUAUAAAUAUGAACCGGGCAAAUAUCCAGAUGAACAUGGGCAACUUCACUAAUUCGAGCGUUCCUACAAUUGAUGCUUCAGGAGGCUCAUUCGACUUGAUGACAAACCUCAAUACCUCCGAACAAGCCACCCUCGAAACAAUGCUUUCGAACACCGAAGUCGAGUCUGGCCUAAAAAUCCUCGCCGAAAAAAUCCCCGGAUUCUCGACAUUCUACGACGCUCUCUACCCCUCCGAAACGACCACCUCCACAUAA